CACCGCGAUUAGCUAGAAUCAACAACACGUUCCACGGCGUAGUCGACGACGACCAUAAGUCGUCCCUCGGAACAUAUUUACCUCGUUCGGCGUUCAUUCCUAUUGCCAAGCGAACCCGGUGCAGCCAGUUUUAAUCGGUGCCCCCCGGGAGAGUCCCUUUGCUUGCCUCCCCAAAAGUAUCGACCGUUACGUCCGCCUGUGGUGUCACAGAAGAGGGUACAUAUUUAAACAAACGCGUGCGCCGCAACAAGCGUGAUUACAGAAAGCGAAACUCGGGAAACCCAAUCGAAGAUAUCGGGCUGCUGAAACAAAAGUAGAUGUGUCUCAUCACGCUAGAAAUUUCACUUCUACUAUAUAAAAUGAGCGGCAUGCCUCCGAUGGGCAGUAACAGUCGGUGCCUUGGAGUUGGCUUCUGAAGGAAGCCGAAAAGUGUCCCCUAGAACCGGUGGUGAAUAGUGGUGAAAAAAAAUUUGUGGUGAAAUUGUGAUAGCACUAGCAGACUUUAAGUCGACCCGUCGAUAGUAGCUGUAACACGAUCAGCUGAUAGUCGCUCUUUGUGCUGCUAAUGUGUAGUAAGAGGUUAUCUGUCUGCUGUCUGUCCAGAACGCUGUAAUCAGUUGUACUCAACAUUGUUGAACUUUGCGGAUUGGAAGACACCACUGGGAGUUGUUACCCGACCGCAUAAACUUAAACAGAACGAACCGAAGGUGACAUCAGAAUCACUUGCGCUUUCUGCGUGUCGUUCGAUAGCUACCGUCAACGUCAUCGAAGCGAGAGCCACUACAAGGACUGAUCGAGUUCAAUUGCGCUAAACAAACAGACACUCAACCACCGGCAUCAACAAGCAACAAGCUAAUCAUUGGCGCUCCGGUUCAUAGCGAUCAAAUCAGCAAGAGUCGCCACCCGGGUUAUCAUUCGGUCACGCGUUCGAUCGGCCACGCGUACUAAUUGUCCCGUUGAGUGAUUCCUCCGCAGCGAAGCGCACUAUUAUGCAACUGCGUUCGACCAAUGCGGGUGGAUUCUGACGAGUUGUCAAAUGUUUUGAAUUAAGCGGCCGCGCACAGUAAUUUGAUUGUUUUGCCCGUUUCCGAACAGUUAAUCUUAAUUAGUGUGCUGAGUAUAUAGCAGCUGUUCUUAAUCAGUGGAACAAGUUGGCAGGAAAACAGUGCCCCAUUAUGUUGCAUCAGAAGGGUGGAUCGGACGAGAGCAAUGCCAAGGGAAGACUGGAAUACAACGAGCUCUCGUAUUUGGUGACGAGACCGUGCCUCCAUCAGGAGGAAUUCCAUCAGCUGUCGCAGUAUGACAGAGUGAAACCCACACCCGCCGAAUCUCUAGUCAGCGCAAUUCGCGAAGUAAAAUGCUGCUCAUCGUUGCUGAGCUUCGUUCCGAUCCUUCAAUGGCUUCCAAAAUACUCGCUGAAGCACGACCUGAUGAGCGACGUAACUGCCGGUAUAACCUGCGCUGUAAUGCAAAUCCCCCAGGGAAUGGCAUACGGACUGUUGGCCGGUGUGGAGGCCAAAGUUGGCCUCUAUAUGGCGUUCUUCCACUGCCUCGUGUACGCCGUGUUCGGAACGUCACGACACAUUUCGAUGGGAACGUUCGCUGUGGUUAGCUUGAUGACGGCGAAGGUCGUCGCGACGUAUUCGUCGCCCCCUGUGGAACUUAUCAAUGGAACCGAUCCUAGCUCCAGUGGAAUCGACCCCACCGUACCACACUACACUGCAAUACAGGUAGCCACUGCUCUUUCGUUCGUUGUGGGAUGCUAUCAUAUUGUGAUGAGCGUUAUCCGCUUGGGAACGCUUUCAUCUCUCCUCAGCGAACCACUGGUUAGCGGGUUCACGACAGCAGCUGCUGUCCACGUGCUUGUCAGCCAGAUGAAGGACCUGCUUGGGAUCUCAAUUCCCCGCUACAAAGGCGCCUUCAAAAACAUCUAUUCUCUGCGAGACAUAUUCGAAGGGAUUCCCAACAGCAACCUCACCGCCGUCUACACUUCAGUUAUUGUGAUUCUUUUUAUGAUAUUCAUGAACGAGUACUUGAAACCCUGGUCAUCGACAAAGUGCAAAUUUCCGAUUCCGGCCGAGCUGAUGGUAGUCGUGGGGGGAACGCUGGCCUCCUACCUCAUCGGAUUGGGUCCCAACUUCGGUGUAAAGCUCGUCGGGGAGAUCCCCGUGGGUUUGCCACCGCCUCAAUGGCCAACAAUCGCCCUCCUUCGACUCGUUGCGGUGGAUGCCAUCGCCAUCACAAUCGUCAGUUACUCAAUCGUGAUGUCCAUGGGACUCAUUUUCGCGCAGAAGGAAGGCUACGAUGUUCGUCCAAACCAGGAACUGAUUGCGAUGGGUGCCACCAACAUCUUCGGGUCGUUCUUCUCGUGCAUUCCGACGGCCUGUUCACUUUCCCGGUCGUUGAUUCAACACCAGACCGGUGGUAAGACCCAGAUAACGGGGGUGAUUUCCUCGAUGCUUAUAUUAGUAGUGUUGUUGUGGGUGGGACCAUACUUCGAAACGCUUCCUCGAUGCGUGCUGGCAUCAAUCAUUUUCGUAGCGCUGAAAGGCAUGCUGUGGCAGGUGCUGCACAUCAAAAAGUUCCACCGCGAAGGCACCCUCGAAUUGUUCGUAUGGUUGGUGACGUUCCUUAGCGUAACGAUCAUCGACAUCGACAUUGGUCUACUGGUCGGUGUUGUGUUCUCUUUACUAGUUUUGUACAUUAAGGGUUGGAAGUCAUACUACAGCUUACUGGGAACGGUCCCCGAAACGGCGAUAUACGUCGAUAUCGGAAGCCACCAGCGCGCCGAGGAACUCCCCCACAUCAAAAUCUUCAAGUACUUUGGAGCGAUCAAUUUCGCCAGCCGUUCCGGCUUCAAGAAGGCACUCACGAAAGAGGUCGGCGUCUGUCAGAAGCUUGUCCACCGGGCAUCGAAAUACGAUUCCGCAGGGGAAGGAGCGGGGUUGCACAUCAUCAAGACGGUGAUCAUUGAUCUGUCCAGUGUUCCCCACAUUGACACUGCCGCCUGUAAAACGUUCAGCGAAAUCAAGAAGGAGAUGAGCCGGGUUGGCGUCAACACGUUGAUCGCGAAUCCGGCGGAUUGUGUGUAUGACAAGCUGCUGCAUGCAGAAUCAAUCGGGGAGGGAGGUUUUCAUAUAUUCCCCACGACGCACGAUGCCGUGCUGUACGCUCAGGGUUCGAUGACGAGUGUCUGAGAAGGAGAAUACCGAUCGAUCGAUCAAUGAUGUGCCAAAGAAUGAUGAACUUACUUACACAGUAUCAGGUACCUGUGCGACGCAGCACAGGAAACAUGUGCCUUUUCUUAUAGGAUAAGAAAUGGAUAACAAUAGCUCAUCAGAGAAGUUGAUUUUUUAUAGUUUAGUACUUAAGAGAACCAAAAGUGAAUCUGAAAACAACAACUUAAAAAGUGUUCAGUCAGAAAGACAAGAACAAUUAUUAAUAUUACGUUGCAGCUGUAAAUCUCCCCAGCAGAAUCUUGAGCAUGAACAUGUUUUGUUAGGAAAAUCCUUUUUAGGAUAGUUAGAAAAAUAAUCAUAUUUAUGUUUGAAUACGUAUGAAUUAUAGUGUUACUGAUACUGCUGAAGAAUGGUGAGGCCACUAGUGAUCUAGGAAUGAAACUUAUCUAGAAGAGAAUCCGCGAUUCGCCUAUAUAUAUAUAUAUAUAUAUAUAUAUAUAUAUAUAUAUAUAUAUAUAUAUAUAUAUAUAUAUAUAUAUAUAUAACUAUGUGUCAGAAUAGAAACAGAAGAAGAGUACGUUUUCCAUAAUAGAUAGCAUGAUAGUAUUUAUUUCAUCCGAUUUGCCAUUGUAAUGUAAAUAAAAACCUCACUAAAAAAGAAUUCAUGUAGAAGAAAUCCUCUCGAUCGGAGAGAGUAGCAGUAACGGUGAACCAGGGGUGGCAUUCCGCAUUUCGAAACGAGUGAUUUUUGUUCGUUUCGACCGCUUUUGCCUUUAUGUAUCUCAAGUUUUGAGAUUGUGAUAUUUUUUGAAAACUACUCACUCAUACCAAUGUUCACUUUGAGCAGUUCAUUCGUAUUUAGAAGACUAGAAAAAUCAUAUCAGCUUAGCUUAUUCUCUAGUCAAAUUUUUCCCUUGCGUGCUUUAACUGAAACAAAAUGAUCCACAAUUAUUUCUAAAUCAAUUGCUAUAUCUAAAUCAAGCGAAUGUCGAUCGAAUGAAUUGCCUAGCCAUUGAGUCGGGCUUGGUUAAUUUUAGAUCGUAGAUAAUUUUCAAUAAAUUUAAGCUUGCUAAAAAUGCGUUUGCACAAUGCCUGUAACUGAAAACGUCAGUAAAAUUCGUUGCGCCGUCUCGAUGUUAAAAUAGAAGAGAGAGAAUAUCUGAGAAUAAAGUUCAAGGUGAAUCUCUUUCCCUGGAGCCACCGCUUGAGGUUUGGGAACACAUAAUAGCCGCUGGGGGCCAAGUCUGAGAAUGUGGUGGGGAAGCAACCUAUUGGAAUCGUAAUUGGUACAACUUGGCCAUCGCUUUAAAAGACAUAUGCGACGGUGCAUUGUCGUGAUGGUACAGAGUGAAUGAGUGCGAGUGAGUUAGCAUAACACAACGAGCGGAUAUCAUUUAUGCAUAAUGCUGAUUUCACACUCAUAAACACACAGCUCGAUACAAGGAGAGGAAGUCCUCUGUAUCGAGGUUUGCUACGACAAAGAAGAGUAGCAUACGAGAAUUUUUGUGCUAGUGCGGAUAUGGAAGAGUAUCCAGAAUUUUGGAAUAUAGAUAUACACUGCAUUUAUUUAAAUAAACGUAUAUUUAAAAAUUUUGAUGCAUUCUAAAAUAAUAUCCGAAAUGAUAAACAAAUGGAUUGAAUAAUAGAAUUCCGUAGUUCUACGUCGAAAACUGCGGUAGUGUCCUAGAUACAACCCAUUAUACUUUUUUCUUCACUGAAGAUAACCUAUACAUUGAAGAACCUUUCGUUAUGGUAUAUAGCAAAAUGUAUUCUUUUGGAAACAUUCUUUAUCAUCACAUACCAUGUCCCACUGUCGAUUCAUGUGAACUUUGGCAAAACUCAGACCUUUUCCGAUGUGAGAUGGUGUAAGAUGAGGAGCUUUAACCUUUUAAGCCCUCUUUGUGUGAGGAUUUUUUAGCAAAACAUGACGAAUUGUCACCCGAGUAACAUUUAAAUUGAAAUAUCACUUUAUUUGCAUAAGCGAUUUUGAGGUAUUCGAAGCUUUUUUAGCUAUUUCCCGCUUAUCCCGAUAAGAGAGCCUCGAUUUACGUUGAGCUCUCUCCUUCUUACCGUAUCCUUGAGGAUUCACCAAAUAAUUAAGCACUACUUGCACUAGUUGAUCGUCCAAUCCGACGAGAAAUUUCUUUUACUAACAUUUUCAUGGCGAAAUGCAUUGAUUCGUCUUUCUUCUCUCUCCGUGAGCACUUUUCCCUUUGGAAUUUUCCAGAUUUAUGAAAAAUAACUAAAACAACGGAAAAUAUAACUGGUCUUAUAGAAACUUGACACUUGAAAAAUACAAAAACAUUCGUUUACGCUCAGCAUAUGAAAAUCAUGCAAUGUAUGGUAGUCACCAAUACCUACACAUUCUAGUAAAUUGAAACAUUGUUUGUUUACAAUGACACAAAGCAGCAGGAUCAUCACCUGGUCUCAUAGAAGUUGGACAGAGUGUAGUAUUGAUGCACGAAUUUUUAAACGUGUUUUUCUCGGAACCAUGUUUUUUCAGUUGGUGGUAUCGAUAUCUCAGGAUCUACUCGACCGGUUUGGCUUAAAAUGGAUUAUCUAACGCGUUACAUAGCCGUUUUUCGAUGCCUUUUUUUAUAUUCUUGAUGACCUUUUAAACACCGAUUUUUCUUGAAAAAUAACUCACUUUUAACAAAAAUGGCCGCCAUUUUGGCAUUUUUUCGAAUUUUCAAAAACCCCUAUAUGACGCUUCAGGUUUUAAACAAUAAUCAUUGGAAUUCGUUCUACGACACCCCGUUUCUUCAGACAUGAUUUUCGUACAGCAUCUGUGUAUCCAGCUUUCAACAGCGUAAUAAUCAUUAUUCGUGCACUCAAAAAAUGGAAAAUAAAUCUUCAAAUAUACCUUAAACAAUAAUCAAAAUGCUCGAAUACUUCGCUUUAUUUCUAACAUUAAAAAAAAAAAUCAUGAAAAAUUUAAUUAUUUUUCGACCUUCCAGAUUGAAGCCCUUUACACUCCUAUACUCUGAGAAAUGAAUGAAUUAUUGAUUUCUGGUCUGUCAGACCGAGAAAUCAAUAAUUCAUUCAUUUCUCAGAAAAUAUCAACACUACGACAUUGCGAUUCUCUUCAGCUUCGUUAUUCGUCGUUCGUCAUCGUUAAGCGUAUCGCAUGUGUUGGUACAAAGGGGACGUGUGCUACUUUUUUAACACUUUCGGUCUGACACACCGACGCGAGUAUAGGAGUCACUUUUUUGGACAAGUGCCUUUUUUCAUAUUCUAGAAUAUUAAUCAAUGAAAUAUAUAAAUUAAUGUUAGUGACGUGGAAUAUUUAUAGAAUAUAAUGCAUAAGACCAUUACCAGACUAUUCUUAUUUGAUUUCAGUCCCUUUUGUGAUUAGAUUGAACGGAUCCAUAUAUUAACUAUUCGUCGAUAUAUUCGUCGUUAGAUUCAUACAUUCAAAAGCAAAAUAUAGAUGUUUGACUUUCGUAUAGUUAUUCGCUAAAUAUAAUGGUCAUACAUAUACACACUUGAGAAAAAAAUUCACUUGUGGAAGAAUUGUAAACAGUAAACUAUAAACUAAUCGGUAACUUAUGGUAAUUUUUUAUAAUUACAGUUUCGGGGAUAUUUUUUUUAUAAUGAAUAUAGACAAGAAAACAAGAUAAAGAAAAAGAAGUUACUAGAAAUCCUUUUAUAUCAUCUUUUUAUGCCCUAUCUAAAAAAAGGUAUUAAUUCUUAGUUUACCAAGAAUACAGAGACAAAGAAUAUUAGAAAUAUGUAAACUUUAUAUUCCAAAACCUUUAUCAUCUGUUAGUUAUACAUUCUUCUCUUCGAUAAAAGACCCGAAAACAGGCAACAAUUGCAUGAAAUGUAAAAAAUAUGUUUGUUUCGAGCAUGCAGUUAUACUAUGUUCUGAUUCUUACUCCAAUGAAACCACAAUCGAUUAAUACGUUCUUAUGUUAUUUUAUAGUUCUUUAUACUUUCAUGAAUUAUAUUCAGUUGCAUACUUUUAAUUAAUAACAAUAAAAGAUUCGAAACUCGAUAUUUGUGUUGGAGUAUCAAAAAUUACUCUAUUUUGAGGAGGCUGAAUUAGAUGACUAUUAAAACAUA
Molecule: messenger RNA, 7244 nt
Organism: Toxorhynchites rutilus septentrionalis
Lineage: Eukaryota; Metazoa; Arthropoda; Insecta; Diptera; Culicidae
Product: solute carrier family 26 member 6-like
Exons: 7
Coding region: 1176-3197 (673 amino acids)
Biological process (GO): transmembrane transport
Cellular component (GO): membrane
Molecular function (GO): chloride transmembrane transporter activity; bicarbonate transmembrane transporter activity; oxalate transmembrane transporter activity
Source: RefSeq, a predicted model, not a curated record